AUGACAACCCAAAAACUCUUCAACCCGCGUUUCCUCCUCAUAAGCCUAGGAAACCCCGCCCCGUAUACAGAUACCCUUCACUCCGCAGGCCACCACGCCCUGAAACAGCUUCAAGGCCUUCUCUCCCCUUCACAGCCCGCCUUCAAGAGGACAGAUCUAUUCGGCAAAUCCUGCAAGGCCUCGAUUGGCGACAAGUACACUCUGGUCCAAUGCCCAACUCUCAUGAACGUCUCUGGAGGCUUCACUGCUAAGGCAUGGCAAAAGGCGCUUGCGACACAAGAAAACCCUGCGGAUUUGCAUCUGGUGGUUGUGCACGAUGACCUGGAGGAGGAUUUGGGUGUGGUCAAGAUGAGAAAGUGGAAGAGCAGUCAUAGGGGUCACAACGGCAUCAAGAGCAUUCUUGCGAGACUGCGCGAGGCGGACUAUCCGGGCGCAAAGUGGGCGAGGAUAUCUGUUGGGAUUGGACGGCCCGACGCGCGGGAGAAGGCUACAGUGGCUAACUACGUGCUUCGCCCUAUGACGGCCGACGAGAUUUUGACCUUGGAAGACAAGGCGGCACCAGGUGUCUUGGAUUGUCUUCUUGAAUGGGAGAAGCAGCUGGCGGCUCGGGCCGGAAAGUGA
Messenger RNA from Colletotrichum truncatum, 621 nucleotides. RefSeq names its product peptidyl-trna hydrolase. Gene Ontology annotation, molecular function: peptidyl-tRNA hydrolase activity. The record is from RefSeq and is a predicted model, not a curated record. Lineage: Eukaryota; Fungi; Ascomycota; Sordariomycetes; Glomerellales; Glomerellaceae.